UUAAAAAGGAAAAAAAAGCAUCUAUUCAAAUUCUUUCUUCUUUUUUAUUUUAAUUUUCUUUUUAAUCUUUCUUUCUCUGUUACCUGCUUCAACCUAACCCUACCUUUGUAGAUAGAGAAGAAAAAAAAUCACAUUUUCAUUUUUGAACUCCUUCGGAUCCCUGUGCAGAACACAGUUGAAAUCUUUUUGUUUUUUCCUUUUUUUUUUGGGCAUUUGAAGCUUUCUUUAGGAAUCCAAGGUUGACCUAGUUAAUUUUUUUUUUUUCAAUUUUUGAAUGGAGCCUCGUGUGGGUAACAAGUAUCGACUUGGUCGCAAAAUUGGCAGUGGAUCGUUCGGUGAGAUCUAUCUUGGUACUAAUAUUCAGACUAAUGAGGAGUUGGCAAUUAAGCUGGAAAAUGUCAAGACAAAGCAUCCUCAGUUGCUAUAUGAGUCAAAGUUGUAUAGAAUUCUUCAAGGAGGAACUGGUAUUCCAAAUGUGAGGUGGUUUGGCGUGGAGGGAGAUUACAAUGUUCUGGUCAUGGAUUUGCUAGGACCCAGUCUUGAAGAUUUAUUUAAUUUUUGCAGCAGGAAGCUUUCCCUGAAGACAGUUUUAAUGCUUGCAGAUCAAAUGAUAAAUCGUGUUGAAUUUGUUCAUUCCAAAUCAUUUUUGCAUCGAGAUAUCAAGCCAGACAAUUUUCUUAUGGGCUUGGGAAGACGUGCAAAUCAGGUUUACAUAAUUGACUUCGGUCUAGCCAAAAAGUAUCGAGACACUUCAACUCACCAGCACAUUCCUUACAGAGAGAACAAAAACUUGACCGGCACUGCAAGAUAUGCUAGCAUGAACACUCACCUUGGUAUAGAACAAAGCAGGAGGGAUGAUUUGGAGUCUCUUGGAUAUGUUCUUAUGUACUUCCUCCGAGGAAGUCUUCCUUGGCAAGGGCUGAAAGCAGGAACUAAGAAGCAGAAGUAUGAGAAAAUUAGUGAAAAGAAGGUUUCAACAUCCAUUGAGGCUCUCUGUCGUGGUUAUCCUACUGAAUUUGCAUCAUAUUUCCAUUAUUGUCGUUCUCUUCGCUUUGAGGAUAAACCAGAUUAUGCUUAUCUGAAGAGAAUAUUCCGUGACCUCUUCAUCCGUGAAGGCUUUCAGUUUGACUAUGUGUUUGAUUGGACUAUUUUGAAGUAUCAGCAAUCGCAAAUUGCAGCUCCUCCUUCCCGACCUCUUGGUCCUAGUGCCGGACCCAGCUCAGGCAUGCCUCCAGUUAUUCCAAAUGUAGAAAGGCAAUCAGGGGAAGGGGAAGGAAGACAAUCAGCAGAGCCUUCUCGGAGGAGAAGUUCUGGGCCACUUAUAAAUGCUGGAAGUUUAUCCAGGCAGAAGAGUCCUAUUGAAAAUGAUUCCACGAGCAAGGAUGCUAUGGUGAGUUUGAGUUAUUUGAUAAGUAAAACCUUCGUAAAGAGAAAGUAAAUUUCAAAUGCUAGA
Nicotiana tabacum (common tobacco) is the source of this 1453-nucleotide messenger RNA. NCBI's taxonomy places the organism in Eukaryota, Viridiplantae, Streptophyta, Magnoliopsida, Solanales, Solanaceae. The record is from RefSeq and is a predicted model, not a curated record.